Messenger RNA from Periophthalmus magnuspinnatus, 4090 nucleotides. RefSeq names its product ubiquitin thioesterase Zranb1-like. Bases 277 to 2349 code for a protein of 690 amino acids. Lineage: Eukaryota; Metazoa; Chordata; Actinopteri; Gobiiformes; Gobiidae. The record is from RefSeq and is a predicted model, not a curated record. Gene Ontology annotation, molecular function: K63-linked polyubiquitin modification-dependent protein binding; cysteine-type deubiquitinase activity. Gene Ontology annotation, biological process: protein K33-linked deubiquitination; protein deubiquitination involved in ubiquitin-dependent protein catabolic process; positive regulation of Wnt signaling pathway. The transcript has 10 exons. Gene Ontology annotation, cellular component: nucleus; cytoplasm.
UGCCGCCAUUAAAAACCCACACACCGCGAUGUUUCUCCCAAAUCUACCCGGUUUUCUGACAUGAUCCCGGGCUCCGACACGCCUCACCCGGCCCCGGAACCGACCCACGAAGGUUUCACGUCUCCACGGACCCAAAACAUGUGAGGACCCGCAGCGAGACCCAGGGACAGCGGGUAACGGCAGAGCGCGCAGCCGGAGAGAGGAGCAGCUGCCUCGGCUUGGCUUCACACGGACCCCCGCUCUCGGCUUGUGGAGCUUUUCGGGAACUCUCGCGAAAUGACGGACCCAAAGCCUUCCUCCAUGUCGGACCAGAGGGUAAAGUGGUCCUGCGAUUACUGCACGUACGAAAACUGGCCCUCCGCUAUCAAAUGCACCAUGUGUCGAGCGCCGCGACCGACGCCGAUCAUCCAAGAAGACCCCUUCAAAACCGGACCAGAUCUGGACUCGGACCUCUCCAGAACCGAGACCGGCGGCACCAGCGGCCUCCUCAUUUGCCCCGACUCCAGCGCUCGACCUAGAGUUCCUUCAAGCGGCGCUAACGAAAACGCUAGCAAGUGGUCCUGCCAGAUGUGUACCUAUUUGAACUGGCCUCGAGCGAUACGGUGCACGCAGUGUUUGUGCCAGCGUCCGAAAUCUAUAACCCCGACCGAAUCCGCGCAGAUCUCUCCUAGCUUGCGUUCCGGUUCGCACUCGCCAGUCGAAGAGUAUAACGAUAGAAAUAGGUUAAACACGCAAUGGACUUGUUCGGCUUGCAUGUAUCAAAACUGGGCGAAAUCUGCCAAAUGCGUAGUGUGCGACGGCCCGAAACAUCAAGAAGCGAUGAUAGAAAGAGCGAGCAUCGACGAUCAGAUUAUAAACGAAGAGGAGAGGAGCCAGAGGAGGAGAGCAGGGGGAGGAGGAGGCAGCGCGGCCCAGAGAAGAUCCCCGCCGCUGGGUCGAUCGGAGGGGAGGAUAGAGUUAGCGGCCGCGGCUACGAGCGCUAACGAGGAGCAGGAAGUGGAUCAGAAGAAACUAAAACAAAUCCGGAACAGGAUGAAGAAGAGGGACUGGCUGUUUCUGAACGCCUGCGCUGGUGUAGUGGAUGGAGACCUGGCUGCUGUGGAGGCGUUUAAAGCUUCAGGGGGGGACAUUUCUCGGCAGCUCUCCGCAGACGAGGUGCAGGUGCUGAGCCGAUCCUCCGCCUUUGACGUCGGAUUCACCCUGGUGCAUUUGGCUAUUCGCUUCCAGAGACAAGACAUGCUCUCCCUCCUGCUCUCUGAGGUGAGCCAGCAGAGGGCGAAGUUCAUCCCGUCUUUAGUGUGUCCGGAGCUCACAGACCAGAUCCGCAGAGAGAUCUCGUCCUCUUUGUAUCAGAGGAAGGACCCGGCGUGCUCCUGCCUCUCCGAACUGCACACCUUCACUCUGCCCGCAGAAAUCGAGGACCUACCGCCCGCCGUUCAGGAAAAGCUUUUUGAUGAAGUUUUGGAUCGAGACGUACAGAAAGAGCUGGAAGAGUCUUUGGUGAUAAACUGGUCUCUGGAGCUGGUCUCCGGUCUGGACUCGCGGCUCUACGCUCUGUGGAAUCGCUCGGCGGGAGACUGUCUGCUGGACUCGGUGCUGCAGGCCUCGUGGGGGGUGUGCGAUACCGACUCUGUCCUGAGGAGGGCGCUGCACCAGAGCCUCAACCACUGCUCCCACUGGUUCUAUUCCCGGUGGAAGGAGUGGGAGUCGUGGUACGCGCAGAGCUGUGGGCUGCACUUUUCACUCAGAGAGGAGCAGUGGAGGGAGGACUGGGCCUUUAUACUCAGUCUGGCCAGUCAGCCCGGAGCGUCCCUGGAGCAGACGCACAUCUUCGUCCUCUGUCACAUCCUGCGUCGUCCCAUCAUCGUUUACGGAGUCAAGUACUACAAGAGCUUCAGAGGAGAGACGCUCGGAUACACCAGGUUUCAAGGCGUGUACCUGCCGUUGUUGUGGGAGCAGAGCUUUUGCUGGAAGAGCCCCAUCGCUCUGGGCUACACCCGCGGGCACUUCUCUGCGCUGGUUUCCAUGGAGACGGACGGGUACGAUAACCGGGGCGCCGGGGCCAACCUGAACUCUGACGACAGCACGGUUACUCUGCUCCCACUGGUCGACAGCGAGAGGAAGCUGCUGCCCGUGCACUUCCUGUCUGCUCAAGAGAUGGGCACGGAGGAGCAGCAGGAGCGCCUCUUGCGUUCCUGGUUGGACUGUUGCGUCACGGAGGGCGGGACUUUAGCCGCGAUGCAGAAGAGCAAGCGGAGCCACCCACUGGUCACUCAGAUGAUUGACAGGUGGCUGGACCGCUACCGCCACAUGAGGGACUGUGGAUUUGACGAAGAGGAGGACGAGUAAACGCGAAAAACACAAACUUUAUUACAAACUGGAACAAAACAAGAUUUCUGCAAAACCUUUAAAGUGUGACGAUGCAUGCGAGUGUGAAGUUAACCAGCAGAAAAUACAGGUUUAAAAUCCAGAAAAAAAAGCACAUGUGAAUCUGUAAAGUGGCUGUUUCCAUGACGAUUGAUGGAAAAAAUUAACAAAAAUUAAUUCACAUAUUCUUGUAGUUUUCAGUGUAAGAAUUUCUCUCUGGUCAAAUCUAUAAUUACGAGCAAUACAGCAAUAUAUUAUAAAAACAUACUUAGAUCUUUAAAAGGUGCAUUAUGUAACUUUUCUGGUGUGUCUGCCAACUGCUUGUUUCCAUGGAGAUGUUAUUCCUUUGCUCCCAUAUGACAAUUCUCCAUAAAUAUGCAAGAACAUGAUACAAAACUGUACGCAUCUGCAGCUGAUUGUGUUGUGAUAGAGCUCUGAAGGGGGGGGGCUUAGCACAGAGAGCAAAGAGAGGAGAGACUCGGCGUAUUAACAUGUUUUAUAAGUUUCACUUUCGUUUUUGACGCUCUGUUUUCAGCCAAUAUGGCAUUUUCAAAACAAUAGAAGGAAACAUGGUGAUCUAAAUGUUAUGUGUUACAGUUAAUACCCCAGAGAAGUAAAUAUCCCCUUUAAUACCCCGGAGAAGUAAUAUCCCAGAGAAGUAAUACCCUAGAGAAGUAAAUAUCCCCUGUAAUACCCCAGAGAGGUAAUACCCUAGAGAAGUAAGUAUCCCAGAGAAGCAAGUAUCCCCUGUAAUACCCCAGAGAAGUAAAUAUCCCCUGUAAUACCCUAGAGAAGUAAAUAUCCCCUGUAAUACCCUAGAGAAGUAAAUAUCCCCUGUAAUACCCCAGAGAGGUAAUACCCUAGAGAAGUAAGUAUCCCAGAGAAGCAAGUAUCCCCUCUUUAAUACCCCAGAGAAGUAAAUAUCCCCUGUAAUACCCCAGAGAGGUAAUACCCUAGAGAAGUAAGUAUCCCCUGUAAUACCCCAGAGAAGUAAAUAUCCCCUGUAAUACCCCAGAGGAGUAUUCGAGAAGCAAGUAUCCCCUCUUUAAUACCCCAGAGAAGUAAAUAUCCCCUGUAAUACCCUAGAGAAGUAAAUAUCCCCUGUAAUACCCCAGAGGAGUAUUCCAGAGAAGCAAGUAUCCCCUCUUUAAUACCCCAGAGAAGUAAAUAUCCCAGAGAAGCAAGUAUCCCCUCUUUAAUACCCCAGAGAAGCAAGUAUCCCCUCUUUAAUACCCCAAAAUACCACCUCUUUUAAGUUUAAAAUGAACCUUAAAAAUCUAAAAUCUCUACAAAUUCGCCAAAUAUUGUGUGAACAUUUUUCGUGCUUGUACUUUCUGUCGUGUAAACAGCCACUUGUUCACUUCUUUUUGCAAUAACAGCGUCGACAUUAAACCAUAAGCUGCACUAUAGUGGAAUAUAUUUCAUUCAUAUAUUAGAAGAUCUUUGCCAAUGUGUGAAUUUUCAAAGCACCUAUUUUACUUUUCAUUAUUUAUUUGUUUAGGUUUAGGUUUUUUGGAUCCUUUUAAACGUGUUUGGGAGGUAUCUGAUUUUGCACGACGUUAUAGAGUGAGCUUACUGACGUUUUGAAGUGUUUUGGAUGAAGAUCUUAGAAAUAUUAUUAUUAUUAUUAUUGUUAUUAUUAGGAUUAUUACGGGAUGUUGGGAAGAGAAAAACAAACUGUCAAACCUUUGUAUCGAAUGUGGAUUAAAUUUGACUCACCUGA